Messenger RNA from Ictalurus furcatus (blue catfish), 1988 nucleotides. It is a transcript of the gene galk2, whose product is annotated as galactokinase 2. Gene Ontology annotation, molecular function: ATP binding; galactokinase activity. The coding region runs from base 415 to 1803 and encodes 462 amino acids. NCBI's taxonomy places the organism in Eukaryota, Metazoa, Chordata, Actinopteri, Siluriformes, Ictaluridae. The transcript is spliced from 11 exons. Gene Ontology annotation, biological process: carbohydrate phosphorylation; galactose metabolic process. Gene Ontology annotation, cellular component: cytoplasm; cytosol. The record is from RefSeq and is a predicted model, not a curated record.
GAACUUAAUUUAGACCCUGGUCCCUGCGGUGGAAACACACAGAGUACCUCCCAAGUCCCUAGUUCCUGGGGAAAGUUCCUGCUGUGGAAAAGCGGCUUAGUAUAACAAAUGUACAGUACAAAGAGACCCCAGGACAAAUUUGUUUGAAAUCUUUUGUCAGCCCUUGUAUCUACCAAUUAUCAGCAGUAGAUGGCAGUAAGACUACUAAUGUGCACUACACUAGUAAACCAGCAACAAAAAAGAAAAGUAUAUUUGACCAUCCAACAGUGGUAGCUUGGUGGCAAUGCUGGGAUUUGACCUAAUACUCAGUUAUGUUAGUAGGGUUAUAUGUAUAUGGCUAAACACUUUGGCCCUUAUGCAAAAGUACAGUAGGGCCACAGAUGCAAGGUGAAGGGGCAUCAUGAUGAGUGCUGCAUGCUUGGACUCUGCUGCUUCACAUCACUUCUUGAACACCUCAAGGAUGCAAGAAAGCGAAAAGAACUACAGAAACUCAAAACUGCAUUUACUGGAAAAUAUGAAGAAAGUCCUCUGUUUUAUGCAUGUGCUCCUGGCAGAGUGAAUUUAAUAGGCGAACACAUAGACUACUGCGGUUAUGCCGUCCUCCCUAUGGCUAUCGAGCAGAAUAUCCUUGCAGCUGUGUCUGUGAACAACUCUCAGACAAUCCAACUGUCCAACACUGACCCCAAAUACAAGGACUUCACAGUGUCUGCCUGUGAAAUCACCAUAGACCAAGAGAAUCCUCAAUGGCAUUAUUACUUCCUUUGUGGAGUCAAAGGUAUUCAGGAACAGCUGAACUUGUCUUCUCUGGCUGGGAUUCGGUGUGUUGUAGAUGGAACGAUUCCAGCUAGUUCAGGCCUGUCUAGUUCCAGCGCUCUGGUGUGCUGUGCUGGCCUGGUCACAAUGGAAGCCAACCAAAAGUCUGUCUCCAAAGUAUUGUUGGCUGAGACAUGUGCCAAGUGUGAACACUAUAUUGGAACUGAAGGAGGAGGGAUGGAUCAAUCCAUAUCUUUCCUUGCUGAAGAGGGAACUGCAAAGCUGAUCGAUUUCAAUCCCCUGAGGAGCACAGAUGUGAAGCUCCCAGAUGGUGCUGUCUUUGUAAUUGCUAACAGUUGUGUGGAGAUGAACAAGGCAGCCACGUCACACUUCAACAUUAGAGUGGUGGAAUGCCGUAUUGCUACGAAGAUACUGGCUACGGUCAGAGGCCUGGAGUGGAAUAGCCUGCAGAAGCUGGGAGAACUACAGACACAGCUAGGCUCGAGUCUGGACAAGAUGCUGGAUUUGGUGGAGGAAGUCCUUCACCCUGAGCCCUACACCAGAGAAGAAAUUUGCAAGAUGCUGGGAAUCACUGCUCAGCAGUUGUGUGAUAAUAUCCUCAGUGCUAACACACAGCAUGUGACCCACUUCAGUCUGUACCAGCGGGCCAGGCAUGUGUACAGCGAAGCGGCACGUGUGCUUCAGUUCAAGGCUGUGUGUGAUUCGGCACCUGCUGAUGCUGUUCUGCAGCUUGGUGAGCUAAUGAACCAAAGCCAUGCUAGCUGCAGAGACUUGUAUGAGUGUAGCUGCACAGAGCUGGACCAGUUGGUGGACAUUUGUCGAGAGGCUGGUGCAGUGGGUUCCAGGUUAACAGGAGCUGGAUGGGGAGGCUGUGCUGUUUCCAUGGUACCCACUGAAAGGACGGAUUCUUUUCUCCGGACAGUGAAGGAGCGUUACUACAUGCCUCAUGCUCGACGAGCAGCUCUGGUAAAGCAGAGCCUUUUUGUAACCAAGCCAGGGGGAGGAGCAGCUAUUUUUACAGAAGAAUAAAAACUGAGGGAGAUUUAUAUAUAUUGAGGGGUUUUUUCCAUCAUGACCAAACUAUUACUUUUAUUGCUUCCAAUCAACCAUUUACAGGGAAUGCAGUAAAUAUUUCUUCAGAUUGUAGGUCUGAUUGAAAAUAAUUUUAUAUAAUUUGCCUGAAUUAUGCACUGAUUAAAAAGAUUGUGGAAGAU